Messenger RNA from Notothenia coriiceps (black rockcod), 1996 nucleotides. RefSeq names its product DAB adaptor protein 1a (gene dab1a). Gene Ontology annotation, biological process: neuron migration. The record is from RefSeq and is a predicted model, not a curated record. Gene Ontology annotation, cellular component: intracellular membrane-bounded organelle; cytoplasm. Lineage: Eukaryota; Metazoa; Chordata; Actinopteri; Perciformes; Nototheniidae. The transcript has 15 exons. The coding region runs from base 226 to 1926 and encodes 566 amino acids.
GAGAGGUGGAAAGCAGCUCAGAAGCUCUCUGUGGGUGUGUGUGGGAUGUUGUGUCAGGGCUAAAGCCCAUCCCUCUCCCAUGAGCCUGUGUGCCCACACACACCUGGCGCCUUCACGCACCCACCCGGCGCCCACACACCGACAGCCGGCACCGACGCUGUGAACUGGACCCUCGGAGCCCAGCGGAGCCAAGCGGAGCGGAGUCUAGCCAGUUGGAGCCUGAGGAUGUCAACAGAGACAGAGCUCCAGCCAGCGGUCAGGCCCAGCAGCGUCAGACGGGACUCCAGAAGGAAAGGGCAGGAUCGCAGCGAGUCGACUCUCAUCAGGCGUUUUAAGGGCGAUGGCGUCCGCUACAAGGCCAAGCUCAUCGGCCUGGACGAGGUCACUGCCGCCCGUGGAGACAAACUCUGCCAGGACUCGAUGAUGAAGCUCAAGGGUAUAGCAGCAGGAGCGCGGUCUAAAGGAGACCACAAACAGAAGGUGUUUCUGACCAUCUCCUUUGGAGGGAUCAAGAUCUUUGAUGAGAAGUCAGGGGUCCUCCAGCAUCAUCAUGCGGUCCACGAGAUCUCCUACAUUGCCAAGGACAUCACGGACCACCGAGCCUUUGGCUACGUCUGCGGGAAGGAAGGGAACCACCGCUUCGUCGCUAUCAAGACCGCACAGUCGGCCGAGCCGGUGAUCCUGGACCUGCGGGACUUGUUCCAGCUCAUCUAUGAGAUUAAGCAGAGAGAGGAGAUGGAGAAGAAGGCACAGAAAGACAAGCAGUGUGAGCAGGCGGUCUACCAGACAAUACUGGAGGAGGAUCUGGAGGACCCGGUCUAUCAGUACAUUGUGUUUGAGGCGGGACACGAGCCCAUCCGUGACCAAUCAGAAGAGAGCAUUUAUCAGGUUCCCACCAGUCAGCAGAAGGAAGGGGUCUAUGACGUCCCAAAGCGACUCAGAAAUAUCAACCAAUUAGAGAUUUUUGGAGACAUGUCCACGCCUCCUGACAUCACUUCUCCAUCGACCCCCGCCUCUCCAGCCAACAUCCUGGACCCGUUGCAGGGUCUGCAGGGUCUGCAGCAUCCCGCGGAACUGUUUUCUCCCUUCAAUCCGUCUGUGCCCUCAGGUUAUGUGACAAUGGGAGCGGUUCCCCCUGGCCACUGGUCCCAGCAAGCGUUUGCUGCCCAGACGCCGCUGGCCUUCGGGGUCCAGUCUCCUCUGGGUGCCGUCGCCCAGGUGCUGCCAGGCGGCCAGCCUCUCAUCUGGGGCCAGGCCAACCUCUUCCCUGCCACCCAGCAGCAGUGGGCAGCCAUGGCAGCCGGAGCCUUCUCCCCCACAGCCUACCUCCCUGCCCAAUCUAUGGGCACUCUGCCUGCCGCCAUGUUCCAGACUCUCACCCCCGUCACGUCUUUGACUCCCGCCGGCGAGAGCCAUUUAGGGGCUGGAGCCGGCGCCUCAGCUUCGUCGAGUCCGCAGCACGGGGACAGGGCAAGGAUGAUGGGAAAGGAGAUGUUCAAGGACUUUCAGCUGGCAAAGCCCCCUGCCAUGCCCUUGAAGAAGGGGGAACAGCCCAACUUAGCAGCGACCUCAGAUGCAUUCAGCUCUUACUUCAGCCGUGUGGGCCAAGCCCAGGAUACGGAUGACUGUGACGAUUUUGACAUUUCUCAAAUGAAUCUGACACCAGUCACCUCCACAACACCAUCCACCAACUCACCACCCACCCCAGCUCCCAGGCAGAGCUCACCCUCGAAAUCCUCCGCCUCGCAUGUCAGUGACCCCCCCACUGACGCCACAGACCCUCCCACAGACGACUCAUUUGGGGAAGUAGAGGGCAGUCCAAGUCGCAGUGGAGAGGAAGAUGCUGCAUGUGGCUCUGGGUCGCCCUGCCCCAGUGAGACAGCAGAGCCGAGCCCAGACCAGGCCAGUCCAGAGGCUGGGAGCUAGAUAGCAGCAGGGCAGGGUAGGUAUCAGUCCCUCUCCUGCCCCCCAACUCCUCCUCUUCACCUCCAUGCCC